Messenger RNA from Arvicola amphibius (Eurasian water vole), 10391 nucleotides. RefSeq names its product cyclin dependent kinase 12 (gene Cdk12). The record is from RefSeq and is a predicted model, not a curated record. Gene Ontology annotation, cellular component: cyclin/CDK positive transcription elongation factor complex; nucleus. The transcript is spliced from 14 exons. Gene Ontology annotation, molecular function: RNA polymerase II CTD heptapeptide repeat kinase activity; cyclin binding; ATP binding. Bases 568 to 5031 code for a protein of 1487 amino acids. Lineage: Eukaryota; Metazoa; Chordata; Mammalia; Rodentia; Cricetidae. Gene Ontology annotation, biological process: transcription elongation by RNA polymerase II; positive regulation of transcription elongation by RNA polymerase II; protein phosphorylation.
UCUAGUGUGUGACUGAGUCUGGGUGAGGGAGCGGGAUGUGUAUGUGAGCUGUCGGGGUGAGGCGGAGGCUAGAGAAGGGGGCUCCCUCGGGAACGAGGGACAAAGCGGGAGGUCAGGCCACCCAGGCCGCCGAGCCUGGGCGCCGAGCCGGGCUACUGGGUAGAGGAAGGGCCCGCGCAGUCCUCCCGGGGCCCCAGAGCCGGAGUCGGCCCCUCAGGCUCGGGCGCUCGGCUUCCUGCUUCCUUGCGGUCCCGGGCUCGCGGGCCUGAAGAUCGGCUCGGCGCGGGUGGGCGGCGGCGGCGAGCAGACUCGAGUUGCUGCGGGUGUCUCGCUCCUUCCACCGCCGAGGAACUCUCAUUUCUUCCCUUGCUCCUUCCCUCCCCCCCACCUCAUGUAGGAGGGCGCUGAGGAGGCGAGAGGGAGGAGGAGCCUGGCCUGCGGUCCCUUCCCUCCCCACCCCCUCGUAGGGGUUCCUUGGUGGGCGUGGAGUCGGGGUCGGGGGGGGAGGGUGGGGCCUUUUGGAGUGCUGGGGAACUUUUUCCCCUUCUUCAGGCUCGGGAAAAGGGAAUGCCCAAUUCCGAGAGACAUGGGGGUAAGAAGGACGGGAGCGGAGGAGCUUCUGGAACUUCGCAGCCGUCAUCGGGAGGUGGCAGCUCCAACAGCAGGGAGCGUCACCGCUUGGUGUCGAAGCACAAGCGGCAUAAGUCCAAGCACUCCAAAGAUACGGGGUUGGUGACCCCCGAAGCAGCAUCUUUGGGUACAGUAAUCAAACCUUUGGUGGAGUAUGAUGACAUCAGCUCGGAUUCAGACACCUUCUCGGAUGACAUGUCCUUCAAAUUAGACAGGAGGGAAAAUGAUGAGCGUCGUGGAACGGAUCGGAGUGACCGCCUGCACAGACAUCGUCACCACCAGCACCGGCGGUCUCGAGACUUGCUAAGAACUAAACAGACUGAGAAAGAAAAAAACCAGGAAGUCUCCAAAUCUGGGUCCACGAAGGACCGGAUAUCAGGAAGUUCAAAGCGUUCAGCGGAGGGGAGUGAUGACUAUGGGAAGGCACAAGUAUCCAAAAGCAGCAGCAAGGAAUCCAGGUCAUCCAAACUCCACAAGGAGAAGACCCGGAAAGAACGUGAGUUGAAGUCCGGGCACAAGGACCGGAGUAAAAGUCAUCGGAAAAGGGAAACACCCAAAAGUUACAAAACGGUGGAUAGCCCCAAACGGAGAUCCAGGAGUCCGCAUAGGAAAUGGUCUGACAGUUCCAAGCAAGAUGACAGCCCUUCAGGAGCGUCUUAUGGCCAAGACUACGACCUUAGCCCCCCAAGGUCUCACACUUCUAGCAAUUAUGACUCUUACAAGAAGAGUCCUGGGAGUACCUCAAGAAGGCAGUCUGUCAGCCCACCUUACAAAGAGCCUUCUGCUUACCAGUCCAGCGCUCGCUCACCCAGCCCCUACAGUAGACGACAGAGGUCUGUGAGUCCCUAUAGCCGGAGACGGUCAUCCAGCUACGAAAGGAGCGGCUCUUACAGCGGGAGAUCACCCAGUCCCUACGGUCGAAGGCGAUCUAGCAGCCCUUUCCUGAGCAAGAGGUCUCUGAGUCGGAGUCCGAUCCCCAGUAGGAAAUCCAUCAAGUCCAGAAGCAGAAGUCCUGCAUAUUCAAGACACUCAUCUUCUCAUAGUAAAAAGAAGAGAUCCGGGUCAUGCAGCCGUCAUUCCAGUAUCUCACCUGUCAGGCUUCCAUUGAAUUCCAGCUUGGGAGCUGAACUCAGUAGAAAAAAGAAGGAAAGAGCAGCUGCUGCAGCAGCAGCAAAAAUGGAUGGAAAAGAUUCCAAGGGUUCACCCAUCACUCUGACUAAAAAAGAUAAAGUUGAGGUGAAGGAGUCAGGGUUAGAGUCUAAAAAGUUACCCAGAGGUAUAAAGUCAGAAAAAUCUAUCCCAGAUACUGAACUGAUAAAUGUAGCACAUUCAAACACAGAGGUAAAAAAUUGUUUAGAUGCAGGGAAAGUUAAGUUGGAUGAGAACCUGCAGAAGCAUCCUGUUCUUAAGGAUUUGAAAGCUCAGGGAGUAAAAGACACUAAACCUGUAGCACUGAAGGAGGCGAUUGUUACUUCUAAGGAGACAGAGACAUCAGAAAAGGAGGCCCUUCCACCUCUCCCCACAAUUACUUCUCCACCUCCUUUACCAUCUACUACCCCUCCACCUCAGGCACCCCCUUUGCCACCUUUGCCUCCACUACCAGCUAUUCCACUGCAGCCACCUCUGCCUCCUCCCCAACCACCAUCUAGUCAAGCUCCUGUUUCUAGUGCUUCAACUUUGCCCUCUUCUCCCCACCCAAGGACAUCUACUCUGUGCUCUCAGACAAAUUCUCAGCCCUCUGUACAGGUUUCUGUGAAGACUCAAGUAUCUGUAACAGCUGCUAUUCCACAUCUGAAAACUUCAACAUUGCCUCCUCUGCCCCUCCCUCCCUUGUUACCUGGAGAUGAUGAUAUGGAUAGUCCAAAAGAAAUGGUUCCAUCAAAGCCUGCAAAGAAAGAGAAGGAGCAGAGAACUCGCCACCUACUCACAGAUUUGCCUCUUCCUCCUGAGCUACCAGGUGGAGAUCCAUCUCCCCCAGAUUCUCCAGAGCCAAAGGUGAUUACACCUCCUCAACAACCGUAUAAAAAGAGACCAAAAAUUUGUUGUCCUCGUUAUGGAGAAAGAAGACAAACAGAAAGUGAUUGGGGGAAGCGAUGUGUGGAUAAAUUUGACAUUAUUGGGAUUAUUGGAGAAGGAACGUAUGGUCAAGUAUAUAAAGCCAAGGACAAAGACACAGGAGAACUAGUAGCUCUGAAGAAGGUUCGACUAGAUAAUGAGAAAGAAGGCUUCCCAAUCACAGCCAUUCGAGAGAUCAAAAUCCUUCGUCAGUUAGUACAUCGAAGUGUUGUUAACAUGAAGGAAAUUGUUACAGACAAACAAGAUGCACUGGAUUUCAAGAAAGACAAAGGUGCCUUUUACCUUGUAUUUGAAUAUAUGGACCAUGACUUAAUGGGACUACUAGAAUCCGGUUUGGUGCAUUUUUCUGAGGACCAUAUCAAGUCAUUCAUGAAACAGCUAAUGGAAGGAUUGGAUUACUGUCACAAAAAGAAUUUCCUCCAUCGGGAUAUUAAAUGUUCUAAUAUUUUGCUGAAUAACAGUGGGCAAAUCAAACUAGCAGAUUUUGGACUUGCUCGGCUAUAUAACUCUGAAGAAAGUCGCCCUUACACAAACAAAGUUAUUACUUUGUGGUAUCGACCUCCAGAACUGCUACUGGGAGAGGAGAGAUACACACCAGCCAUUGAUGUUUGGAGCUGUGGAUGUAUCCUUGGGGAACUGUUCACAAAGAAACCUAUUUUUCAAGCCAAUUUGGAACUGGCUCAGCUAGAACUGAUCAGUCGUCUCUGUGGUAGCCCUUGUCCUGCAGUGUGGCCUGAUGUUAUCAAGCUGCCCUACUUCAACACCAUGAAACCGAAGAAGCAAUAUAGGAGACGUCUAAGAGAAGAAUUCUCUUUUAUUCCUUCAGCAGCUCUUGAUUUAUUGGACCACAUGCUGACACUUGAUCCUAGCAAGCGUUGCACAGCUGAACAAACCCUGCAGAGUGACUUCCUUAAAGAUGUGGAACUCAGCAAAAUGGCACCUCCAGAUCUACCUCACUGGCAGGAUUGCCAUGAAUUGUGGAGUAAGAAACGUCGACGCCAGCGACAAAGUGGUAUGGUAAUAGAAGAGCCACCUCCGCCCAAAGCUUCUCGGAAAGAAACUACCUCAGGGACAACAGUUGAGCCUGUGAAGAACAGUAGCCCAGCACCACCUCAGCCUGCUCCUGUCAAGGCAGAGCCUGGUCCUGGGGAUGCAGUAGGUCUUGGUGACAUCACACAGCAGCUGAAUCAAAGUGAAUUGGCAGUCUUAUUAAACCUGCUACAGAGCCAAACUGACCUGAGCAUCCCUCAAAUGGCACAGCUGCUUAAUAUCCACUCCAACCCAGAGAUGCAACAGCAGCUGGAAGCCUUGAAUCAAUCUAUUAAUGCACUGACUGAAGCCAGUUCCCAGCAGCAGGACUCAGAAUCCAUAGCCCCAGAGGAAUCAUUGAAGGAGGUACCCUCUGUAUCAGUGGUCAUGCCUUCAGCAGAACAGACAACUCCUGAAGCUUCGAAUACACCAGCUGACAUGCAGAAUAUGUUGGCAGUUCUCUUGAGUCAGCUGAUGAAAACCCAAGAGCCAGCAGGUAACCUGGAGGAAAACACCAGUGACAAGAAUAGUGGGCCACAGGGGCCCCGAAGAACUCCUACAAUGCCACAGGAGGAGGCAGCAGCAUGUCCUCCUCACAUUCUUCCACCAGAGAAGAGGCCCCCUGAGCCCCCUGGACCUCCACCGCCGCCACCUCCACCCCCUCUGGUUGAAGGCGAUCUUUCCAGCGCCCCCCAGGAGUUGAAUCCCGCCGUGACAGCCGCCUUGCUGCAACUUUUGUCCCAGCCUGAAGCAGAGCCUCCUGGCCACCUGCCACAUGAGCACCAGGCCUUGAGACCAAUGGAGUACUCCACCCGAUCCCAUCCAAACAGGACUUAUGGAAACACUGAUGGGCCUGAAGCAGGUUUCAGUGCUGCUGACACUGAUGAACGCAGUUCUGGUCCAGCCUUGACAGAAUCUUUGGUCCAGACCUUGGUGAAGAACAGGACCUUUUCAGGCUCUGUGAGCCACCUUGGGGAGUCCAACAGUUACCAGGGCACAGGGUCAGUGCAGUUCCCAGGGGACCAGGACCUUCGUUUUGCCAGGGUACCAUUAGCAUUACACUCAGUGGUUGGGCAACCAUUCCUGAAGUCUGAGGGAAAUGGCAACUCUGUGGUACAUACAGAGACCAAAUUGCAAAACUAUGGGGAGCUGGGUCCAGGAGCCACUGGGGCCAACAGCUCAGGAGCAACUCUUCAGUGGGUGGGCCCAGCUCAGUCUUCUGCUUAUGGAAAACUCUACCGGGGGGCUGCAAGAGUCCCACCUCGAGGGGGAAGAGGGAGAGGAGUUCCUUAUUAACCCAGAGACAUCAUUGCCCUUAAAAAUUCCUUCCCUAUCCAUCUUUCCAUCUAGUCCUCUGACCCUUUAAUCUCUUGCCAGAGCAAGGUAAUCAUCUGUAUUUGGCUACUGCAAGGAUGUCCAUUGUUUUCCUUGCUCACUUGCUACUAGCAGGCGACUCAAUGAUCUUGGCACCAGUUCCUCCUGGAUGGGCAAUAGCCAGAAUAUUUACUUCUGCUUUAUGUAGGAGCUAUAGUAGAAAAUAUGGAGAAAAAGAGACAUUUGGUUGAAAAGUAAUUGUUGCAUUAGCUUAUUGCCUGCCCUUGAGCAGAAGAGAGAGGACAGUUUUGUUUUGAGAUGGCUCUGGAGAGGCUUUGGGUUUCAAAAAUAUUUUUGUUUUGUUUUUGUUUUUUCUCUCUGUAUGUGUGUGUAUGUGUUUGUGUGUGGUUUCUUUUGAACUUUUAUUUAGUUUUCCACCCCACCUUUAAAGAGAAUAGUAUUCACAAGAUCUGAGCUCCUCUUAGGCUUUUUGUAGAAGGGAAACAGUGGCUUCAAUGUUUCCUUUCUCUACCAUCUCCCAUUUUUGCUUCAGUUGAGCAUCUCGUACAUACCUUUUCCAAAUAAAUUACUCAUCCUUAAGUUUGCUCAAUUUUGCCCUCUUCCUGCACUUAAAGCAGGCUGUAGAAAGUGGCAUUCUUGGGCAAGAAGGGAGACUGUACCCAAUUUUUGCUUUUUGCUUACUUUUUUCUCCUUUCUCCUUGCCUUUUUGUCCCCCCCUUUUUCCUUCCACUAUGUUCUUGCCCCUAUUCCUUUAUCUUUUUGAGGCAUUUGUUUGAUAGAAAACAUAGUAGAGAUGCCCAAGAACCUGGAAUGAUUCUUUUCUUUCUUUUUUCUUUUCUUUCUUUUUUUUUUAAAUAAAGGAAAGGAAAUUCAAACUCCUACAUUGUUCUCUGUAACUCUUCAAUUCUAAAAUUUUCGUUUUGUUUUUUAAGCCAUGUUAUGAUGGGGAGGUUGAUUUGUAAAUGAUAGUACAUUGCUGCUGAGCUGCUGGAUAGAGAUGGUCCCUCCAUACCUAGAAGGAUAAUAAGAUCAAUAAGCAUGUUGUUUACAUGUAUAUUUUUAUGUUUUUUUUUUAAGCCUUUCAAACAGAGCCUUGUGUUAUUGUCAGAGAAAAUCCUGGAAAUACAUGGAUAUAUAGCCUAGCUUAGGGUGUAUAUCUGAAGAUAUAUCAAUUUCUGAUACCUUUAAAGAAAACGCUUUAAGCAGCUUACCAUGAGAAAGAACAGUAUUGAUAAGUAUACAUCACAGCAUGUAUAGCCUACCAUUUCUUAUAGAGAACAUUUUGAUUGUGGUAAAGGGUAUAAAGUAUGAUUUCCUGACAAGAACCUUGCCUUAUCAAAACAAAACAUGGAAGAGAGAAAGGAUCUUAGUGAGAUUACUUGAGAGGCUUCUCAUUAUGGCUUCCAUUUCUUCCAUCAGCAUCUGGAGUAUUUUAAAAACAUAUAUGUCAUAUAUUGAUCUGCACAGACUUGGGAGUUUGUGAACUGUAGGUUAAGCUUCCUUUUACAGAGAAAAGCAAACAUACUUGAGCAUUUUGGAGAAUAGUUUUCAGAAUUCAAGUGAAAUUUCAUGUUUCAAUACCAAGUUCUUAAGUUAAAAAAUAUAUUUAGAAAGAUGUAUUAAUUUUUAAAAAACAAUUAAAGAGGUGAAAGAACCCUCUUCAGCUACAUAAAAACUAUUUUCCCCUGUUACUGAAAUAAAUACCAGUGUGUAUAUUUCUUUAUUUUCUGUGUUUUGGUAUGGCUUUGCCACAGGGCCAAACACUAAUAGUAAGUGAACCUUCUAGCCAUUUGGCUUUGAUAGCUUUUUUAUGCCAGGAUGUCUGUUUAGAUAUCCUAGGAAUACUGAGAUGCUAUCCAUAGAUUGCAUUAAAGUUUUAUCUGUACUUUCAUUCUGCUACUAGUUAGUCCUCAGAAAUGGGCCUUAUUUUAGGAUAUUUUAUUAUAAGGUGUUGAACCCCAGUCCCCUAUUUUUGAUUAAAGAAACUGAGCAGGGAUACUUUCUAAAGUAUCUAUUCAGUGAAAAAAAAAAUUGUUUUCCCAUCAAAUAUGAAUAAAUUUCUCUAUAUAUUUUCAUUGUAUUUUGGUUAUAGAUAGUCAUCAAUAAUGUUUUCCCUUCCCAUCUGCCACUAUAUUUUUAAUUAUGCCAAAUAGUCUAAAUAAUUUACGUAAACUUCCAUUUCCCCAUCCCUGCUAGGGAAGGGGUUGAGUAUGUGAAUGUGUGUAUAUGUAUGUAUGCUCUCAUUUCACCCCCACCUCAUUUUGGAAGUGUAAACUAUAAAAAAUAUUUUUAUAAUAAUUUUGACUACUUCUGAAAGCAAAGGAAAAUAACUCAUUUAAAUAUCCUGAAAUCUAUGGAGGACGAAAAGGUAUUUGGUCAUUUUUCAGCUACACUAUAUAUAAAUAUAAUGAAAGUAAAAUUCUGGCUUAAUUUUCAACCCAACUGGUUAAAAAGUAGAAACCUAGUUAAUUCCAUUCAAAAGUGGUUUGGGUUUUAACUAUUAUAGCAUUAUUAAACACAUUAUUUUGAACAGACGAGAAAUCUGAUUUUGCUCAUGAAUAAGAGACAAAAUUGGCUUGACCAUGAUCAUUUUUUUGUAUGUAGUUUUAAAAGCACAUGCUUAACCCAGUUUCCUUAUUUUUUUCUAUCUCUCUAUAUGGAUAAGGAUUCACAAAUAACAUAAGAGAUAUGUAUUUAAAACAGGGCAAUUAGCACAAGUUUGUAUGUAGUACUUUUGUUAGCUUAUGCCAUAAUCACCACCCAACAUGUGUAUGUGUGUAUGUGUGUGUGUAUAAUAUGCGUAUAUAGGUACAGUGCUAAAGUGGUUACCAGCAGGUUUUGAGAGAGAAUGGUGCAUUGGAAAAGUGUCAGUUGCCACCUCAUUCUCCCUGAUUUAUAGGUUCCUGACACUGUAUUCCUUUCUCUCUCUUGUUUUUGACCCCCAUUGGGUGUACCUUGUCUAUGUACAGAUAUUUUGUAAUAUAUUAAUUUUUUCUUUCAGUUUAUAAAGAUGGAAAGUGGAGAUUGGAAAAUUAAAUAUUUCCUGUUAAUAUACCACUUUUGCUCCAUUGCAUUUACUUCUAAUUUCUGUACCCUUUGAGCAUAUCUAAUCGUAUAUGAAGGACAUUUUUUCCUUUAUGUUAUGGGUUCUCAAUUUCGGAAGACUCAUAAACUACCAAAACAAAAGAAAAAUUCUCAGGGUUUGGAGAGGUACUUGAGAAUACUAGAGUAAAAACUAAAGAAUUAAAAAUUUAGUUAAGGGAAUCCAUAAGAACAUGAAUUUAAAAAAAAAAAAAAGUAGAAAACGGAUGGUAGUAUGAAGCCAUCAAGAGUUGAGCUUCAUGUACCCUGACUCCUCCUGGCAGGAGAGGUAAGUGGGUUUGAGCUCAACAGUCAUCAAAAGAAGCUGGUAAGAAGCUGUUUAGACCUAAAGGAUACUCUGAAACCAGGAUCUCCACCAUUUCACCCAGUCUGGUUUCCAGUCUUAUAGAAGAGGAUCAGCAUGGGGGUUAAUGUAUUCAGCAACCUUUGUGAUUUCCUAACAGCAGUAUACAAGAAAUGAAGCAGAGCUGUUUAAAGGUUAAAGUCUAUAUUAUUCUUAAGAUCUUUCCCAACUCUACCAGAGGGGAAAAUUGUUUUCGUUCUGCUUAUAAUUUAAAACAUUAAGAAGUCCCUGACUAUACGUGCUGCAGUCUAGCUAGGAAAAAGGCAAUAAAAUCUAUCAGGAAAAAGGAAGAGGAAAAAAUGUCUGAACUUUGUAUGUGGGAUGAGUAAGUUUUAGAAGUGUAAGUGGCACCCAGGCCAUGGUAAAUGAAGGAUUAAAAGCUGCUGCUGAGGAUUGAUGACUUGAGCUAAAUUUCUCUGGUUUUGGUAUCCUUUGCCUAAGGCAAAAUCAUACUUUUUUGACCCUGAAGGAGAAUGGAGAGCUCAAAAUAUUUCCAAUUCCAAGAAUUUUGUUAGUAGUCUCUACAGAGACAGUGACUUGGUUUUAGGUCAUUAUGCAUUGCAUAUCUGUGACUAGAUGUGAAUUUCCAUCUACCAGAGUGUGUUGUUUCUGUUUUAUAACAGUGGCUGUCUUAAUUCUGUGUCUAAAGACAGAGGACUAGCCUGUACUUUUUUUCUCUUCGUGCACAAAACCAUUCCAUGUAGAAAGCCUUUUCAGUACCCAAAUAUCUUUAGCACUCUUCUCCCGGAUACACACCCUUAAUUUUAAAAAGGCUAAUGCCUAUAGUAAGUUAACACUGUUUUUCAUUGUAAACUAGGGGUUCUUUUAUUUGAAAAUUGUCCAACCCCUCCAUUGGAUUUUAUAAAUUUACUGGGUGACUUUUCACAGUUUAGUAAUUCUGAAGGGCUAGGUGGAAUGAGAAUGAGGAGUUCCUUAGUGAAGAAAUAGCCUACCAUUUCAAGGAGAGACAGUCUGCUGAGUAUUUUAGUUGGCCUGAGAGGUAAGGUGAGCAUUCAUGGACACUAAUUGAUUCUGUUGUCUGACUAGGUUUUCUCAUAUGUGAGAACACCUCCCAAAUGUUUCUACAGCCUUAGACUACUCAGGUAGGGGAUUCCUCUAGCCAAGGUUGGAAGAUAACCUUUGGGAAUCAUUGGUGCUAUCUGCUCUACCCCUCCUCACUGGGUAACUGUCAUCCUAUCUACCUACUUCCUUUCCUUUUCUUCUCCUUACCUUUUUUUCUGUCCCACUCAGGAUCCUACUAGGAUGAUUUAAGUCUACCAUAAUUACUAAUGACUUAACUCUGCUGGGUAUUUAGAGUUAUUACCAUUUCAUGGUUUUUGAAAUUUUUCCAAAUAAUUAAGAGAACAAGUAUCUAGAUCUUUAGCUUCUGGAGUGAGAUUUAAAGAGCAAAAAUAACCAUGCUUUCUCACUGCAAAGGUAUGAAAGGAACUUCUGUGUUAUGUUUCAGUAAUCUUGCUUCUACUCUUUGUCUCCCUCAUCCUUAGGGUAUUGCUUUUGCUGGUGACAUUUCUAAGUUCAGUUGUAGAUGAUAUAUAUGGGGAAUAAAGCUUGUUGAGAAGAAGGCUAUCAUACCGAGUAGAAAGCAAAUACAGGCUCUGGUGAUUAUCACUAGGGUGCCAAAAUAUUUUGACCACUAGGUUGCUCUCACAUCUUUUAUCUAAAAUUAGUAAUCCAGUACUGAGAAAGACUGAUGUAAAGUUAGUCUUUCAUAAUCUUUAGAUAGGUGAUUGUUGGUGAAGCUUUCUUAUUACACAGUUCUCAACUUCAACAUACUUUUCUGAAUUAAGGAUAUAGGCACAAACUUCACUUAGAUGUACCCUUAAGACAUGGAAAUAAAUGAAUUUUUUAAAGAUAA